Messenger RNA from Meleagris gallopavo (turkey), 5810 nucleotides. NCBI's taxonomy places the organism in Eukaryota, Metazoa, Chordata, Aves, Galliformes, Phasianidae. The record is from RefSeq and is a predicted model, not a curated record.
AUGACAAACUACUUCUGCAAUGAUUCUUUUGUUAGACCGGUGACUUUUUGGAUUGUUGGUGAUUUUGAUAAACCUUCAGGGAGGCAGUUGUUGUAUGAUGCCAUUAAACAUCAGAAAUCCAGCAAUAAUGUUCGAAUUAGCAUGAUUAAUAAUCCUAGUGAAGAGCCAAACAGCAGCAACACCAUUGUCGCUAAGGCCAUAUGGGCAGCUCUGCAGACACAGACAUCAAAUAAUGCCAAGAAUUUCAUCACCAAAAUGGCAAAAGAAGAAAUUGCAAAGGCACUGGAGGCAGGAGCUGACAUCUUAGAAUUUGCAGUUGGGGGUAUGGAUACCAAUAUUUUUAAGGAAGCCUUUGAAUCUCCCAAAGUGGAUUUCAUUCUGUCCCAUGCUAUAUAUUGCAGAGACGUUCUCAAGCUGAAGAGGGGGCAGAGGGCUGUGAUCAGCAACGGAAGGAUAAUUGGCCCAUUAGAGGAUGGCGAGAUGUUCAAUCAGGAUGACUUCCACCUCCUUGAGAAUAUCAUCCUAAAGACAUCAGGACAGAAAAUCAAAUCUCAGAUUCAGCAGCUGGGAUUUGAAGAAGAUCUUGCUAGUGACUUGGUAAUGAAAGUGGAUGCUCUUCUGUCUGCUCAACCAAAAGGAGAGGCAAGAAUUGAAUAUCAAUUUUUUGAAGAACGAUACAGUGCAGUUAAACUGAGACCAAAAGAGGGAGAGACAUAUUUUGAUGUUGUGGCCAUUGUUGAUCCUGUUACCAGAGAUGCUCAAAGACUUGCUCCAUUACUUUUGGUUUUGAACCAACUGAUAAACAUGAACCUAAGGGUGUUUAUGAACUGUCAGUCAAAACUUUCUGACAUGCCUCUAAAAAGCUUUUAUCGCUACGUCUUGGAGCCGGAAAUUUCUUUCACAGCAGAUAACAGCUUUGCUUCUGGACCAAUUGCCAAGUUUUUGGAUAUGCCUCAGUCUCCACUUUUCACUUUGAACCUAAAUACUCCUGAGAGCUGGAUGGUGGAAUCUGUCAGGACCCCAUAUGACCUUGACAAUAUUUACUUAGAGGAGGUGGAUAACGUUGUUGCUGCGGAAUAUGAGUUGGAGUAUCUGCUUCUGGAAGGACACUGCUACGAUAUCACCACUGGGCAGCCACCUCGGGGCCUCCAGUUUACCCUGGGAACCUCAACCAAUCCUGUCAUCGUGGAUACCAUUGUUAUGGCCAACUUGGGUUACUUCCAGUUAAAGGCGAAUCCUGGUGCAUGGACACUAAGGCUCAGGAAGGGCAGAUCUGAAGAUAUCUACAGGAUCUACAGCCACGAUGGCACAGACUCUCCACCUGAAGCUGAUGAAGUUACUGUCGUUCUCAACAACUUCAAGAGUAAAAUUAUUAAAGUGAAGGUUCAGAAAAAACUGGACAUGAUGAACGAAGAUCUACUGAGUGACGGCACCAGUGAGAACGAAUCUGGAUUUUGGGAAUCUCUCAAAUGGGGAUUCACAGGAGGACAAAAGAAUGAAGAUGUGAAGCAGGAUAAAGAUGAUGUAUUAAAUAUAUUCUCUGUGGCUUCAGGACAUUUAUACGAAAGAUUCCUACGCAUAAUGAUGUUGUCUGUGCUGAAACACACCAAGACUCCCUUAAAGUUUUGGUUUCUGAAGAACUACUUGUCACCUAUGUUCAAGGAGUUCAUCCCAUAUAUGGCAAAGAAGUACAACUUCCAGUACGAGCUUGUCCAGUACAAAUGGCCACGCUGGCUUCACCAGCAAACAGAGAAACAGCGAAUCAUCUGGGGUUACAAGAUCCUCUUUCUGGACGUGCUCUUCCCGUUAGCUGUUGAUAAAAUCUUAUUUGUGGAUGCUGAUCAGAUUGUGCGCACAGAUCUAAAGGAAUUAAGAGAUUUCAAUCUAGAUGGUGCUCCUUAUGGAUAUACUCCGUUCUGUGACAGUAGAAGAGAGAUGGAUGGCUACAGGUUCUGGAAGUCGGGAUACUGGGCAAGUCACUUGGCUGGAAGGAAAUACCACAUCAGUGCUCUGUAUGUUGUGGAUCUGAAGAAGUUCAGAAAGAUAGCAGCUGGAGACCGCCUCCGAGGACAAUACCAGGGCCUCAGUCAGGAUCCUAACAGUCUGUCUAACCUUGAUCAGGAUUUGCCCAACAACAUGAUCCACCAGGUGCCGAUCAAAUCACUGCCACAGGAGUGGCUUUGGUGUGAAACAUGGUGUGAUGAUUCCUCAAAGAAGAGAGCAAAAACCAUUGAUCUGUGUAAUAACCCAAUGACCAAAGAGCCCAAGCUGCAGGCAGCAAUGCGUAUUGUUCCAGAGUGGCAGGACUAUGAUCAAGAAAUCAAACAGCUGUAUAACCUUUUCCAGAAAGAAAAAGAAACAGGAACACCAGCUCAGACGUUAGGACAACACACACAAGAUGCAGCAGCACAUGUGGAAUUAUGAUCCUUGGAGAAAAAUUCAAGUUAGACUGUUUCAUAGACAAUUUUUAUAUUGAAAGCUAGGUUUUUUUUUUGGUUUUUUUUUUUCUUGGUAUGUCUGCAAAACUGCUGAAUAAUUGAAUGGGAUGAUGUAUGCAUUUUUAUUACUUGCCUUUGGGUUAAUUUCUGCAUAUGAAAUAAGAUCUGGAUUGCUGGAAUUAGCAUUACUGUUCUUUUGCACCUGUGGUGGAGAUGAAAGAGCCCAUGAUGGAAUUCAGCAUUUUGGAAACAAAACUUCAAAAUCCACUGGAAAACCCCAGCCUGCUCCUUCAGCUGUUGCUGCCUCCACCACUAACGAAGAUCCUGUGUUAGCCUCAGAUCUUACUUGAGAGCCUGGAAAAUGCAGCCCAGUGAGCUGUUGGCUAGAACCUAAGCCCUCGCCCCCACUGGUGGAGUUAAUUUUGCCAGGUGAUUUUAAAAGGCUCCAAAUUGUGCUUUCCAUUGGGAUGCUGUUUCAUCAGCAAGUUUUUUUUUCGGGUUGAUUCAGUAUGCCCUUGAUUAUUUUUUUUAUUUUUAUUUUUUAAAUCAAAUCCAGCGUUAUUUCAUCUGUUUCCUGUCUUCAUUUGUCACCCAACUUUUGAGGGUUUGACUUCAUGUAAAUCUGCCACAAUCUGUGUAAAUGCCCGUCCCAAAUACAAAUGCCUACAGAGGGAGCAGAACAUUGGAUCUGACUGUUCCAUUCCUCGCAGCCCAUCUGACUGGAAAUAAAAGUGCCCUCCUGCCUUCUUUGCUCAAAGCUCAAGUCCAUCUGCAAAGCCGGUAGGGCCUUACCACUGCUGUGGUUCUCUGAUUCAUGAAUGUGUUUUUGUUUGUUUGUAGAAGAAUCUGUGGCAGCUUGGAAGCUUUUCAUCACAUACAUUUCAUUAACUUUAUUUUUCUUCAAACACAGGUGUUGUCACAUGAAUAAAAAACUUUGGAGUUCUUCGAUCCUAAGCUUUAGUUCACAUUCAGUCUUUUCAUCAUCCUCUUUUCUCACACAUUACUCCAAAUUUGAUUUUGGAAUUUUUGAAUAUUUGAGUUGCAUUUGUUUUCCUUUAAUCCACUGACAAGAAAACAUUUUGCUCCAAGGAUGAGUUACCCUGAGCCGAUUGGUUUUGUUGUUUUCUUUUUUUUUUUAUAAUUCAUGUGUUAAUUUUUAAAGAUGCUGCAGUAGUCAUAUGAACUUAAAAAUCCUCAAACCCUCCUUCCCUCAUUCUGUAGGAUUAUUGUCUGCUCCCUGGAACACAGAGACUUGGAAGAGUUGAAAUACAGGCACCCAACUGGUAUUUCUGAAGUGAAAGAUAGCCCUGUAUGCACUGCUUCUUUAGACAUCCAGGUUGGGGUUGUUUCUGCCUCCUGUUUUUUUUUAUACAGAUGUUGUGUGCUGUAAGAACUUCCCCCUAAAGAGAACCCUGACUUUUAGAUAUUUGUCUCAAAAUAUUGUUUUAUACAUCAUGUAAAUGUCCUGGGGGAUUCUAAAAUACAUCAGUUGUAGAAUUCAAACUUCUUCAGGGCAGUGCCCAAGUCUUUAGCCCAGACUCUUAGAGAACAUGAUAAAAAGAAGCAGCAACACUCCCUUAAAUUUGCAGUGCUGGUACUGGUGACAAAGUGAGUAAACGAAUCAGCACCACCAUGCACACAUUGCUCGUGGGUGCCAGAACAGGUAACUGCAGAAAGGCAGAGGAAAGGCCAAUCUCCCCUCUCCGUAGGGAAAACUGUGCAGAUGGGAGAGGCUGGAUAUCAAGCUCUGACCUUAUGAGCAUGAGUUUUCAACUGAGGUAUUUCUCCCUUUUGGGGUUUUCAGUUCAAAUGGUCUCCCUGAUGGUUUGUAGCUUAUAGAUGCUUUAUGCUUGCUGUCAAACUGCUCCAGGUGAGGCUAAGCAGACUUACCCUAGAAGGAUUUUUUCUAGUGUAAAGACCAAUGAUAUGCCUGCCAACAAAUUGAAGUUAGUUAUUAGAUAUUAUAUUGGCCUUUUUUAAUCAGAUAAAAUAACACUGGUAAUGCUCACCUUUCUGUGUUAGCUGCACCCCACUUCUGCCCCUUUUGGAGCCUAUGGAAUGGCACACAAUGGAGGACAGCAGCUGUGCUCCAGUUUUAUCCAGGGCUGCCCUGGGGCAGCAAAGGAGGCGUGCUUAGGGCAGAUGGGAUGGGGGUGCAGGAAGAGUCCCAGCAGAACAAGGAAACUACAGUUUGCUGUGAAAUAAGACCUCCUCCUGUCAAAAAACCGUAUUUGACUUUGCUUUUUUCAAAUGUUAUUUGAAGCCAGAAGAUGGAGAAUAAGGUAACUUGCUGAAAUUCAAGGCAAUAUUUACAAUACCUUCUUUGGAGCUGAAUAGGAAAAAAGUAUUUUUUUUUAAUUCAGUGUAAGUUACAGAAUUUUUUUUAAUUAUGCUCCUCCAUUGUUAAUAGUUAAUGUAUGCACUUGAACAUGCACACCACUAUUUGUUUUUUUCUUUUUAAUUAUUGACCAAGCUAUGGAGAAUGCUGGUUGUUUUUUCCUUCUCUUUAACACAGACCAUGCUCUUCUGUUCAGAUCUUAUUAAAAAAAACAUAUCAUGUGGAAGGGAGAGGAACCAGAAGCACACGUAUGAUGAGAUCUCCUACCUUUUGCAGUACUAAGAGUCCUGUAACUAUUCUCAAGUACAUAAUAAAAUCCUUACAGCACCAGGCAUUCAGAAUGUGAAGCACUACAGGUGUUUAUGGGAAGCCACUGUUUGCUCAUGAGAAUGACACUGAGAGGAUAAUACUUGCGGUUUGGAUCUGUGCAUGUGCUUGCUGGUAAAAAAGCAUCUUAUGCUGAGAUGAUAACUGAAACAGAGCUGCUUCUGACCGUGCCUGUUCCUAGAAAUGAGUAAGAAAAAUGAUAAGAAAAAUAGAAAAUUGGGAUGAAUGUGGUUACACUGUAAUUUUGGAUCCUCAGUCUAUAAAGGGCACUUCUGUGGCAAGGUAGUGCUGCUGUUCCCAGUCUCUCACUGCAACACAUUUGUCCUUUUGAUGAAAACUUGAUGCUGAAAAAAUGUUUUUUUGAAAGGAAGAUUUUUUUUUUUUUUUUUUUUGGCCUGGCUAGGAAACAAAUAACAGAACAGAAGUGCUGAAUAAUGCUGGGGAGAUAGGUCUGCCAUGGAGUUGUUGUAAAACAAGGAAGCGAAAGGGGGAUGUACAAAAGAGAAGAAGUAACAAUCCAGUCAUGGUUUUAGAAAUCAAAAUCUGUUCAAGAAUGUGCCACAACUCUGUGGUACUGAUACAUAAUGACCCUGGAUACAGGGAGUCACCUCUCCUGCAUAUUACCUGAACUGAGAUCACAGCAAUUUUCCCAGUACGGUGACAACAAUAAGAUGAUGUUUCAUAGAAUAAAGCCUUUCUGUUCUUUA